This is a messenger RNA of Penicillium griseofulvum, 2568 nucleotides long. Its product is annotated as MutS family protein MSH4. Gene Ontology annotation, cellular component: nucleus. Bases 1 to 2568 code for a protein of 855 amino acids. The transcript is spliced from 5 exons. Gene Ontology annotation, molecular function: mismatched DNA binding; ATP binding; ATP-dependent DNA damage sensor activity. The record is from RefSeq and is a predicted model, not a curated record. Gene Ontology annotation, biological process: reciprocal meiotic recombination; mismatch repair. NCBI's taxonomy places the organism in Eukaryota, Fungi, Ascomycota, Eurotiomycetes, Eurotiales, Aspergillaceae.
AUGUCGGUUUAUUCAUUGAAUUCAUUGAAUUCUCUGGAUUCAUUUUCACCUUCAGCCUCCAGGAGUGCAAGUAGACGUCCAACGGCAAGGCCAACCACAACAGCCACCAGUGUCGCAACACAGGACAUCAUCUGCGCUGUUAGUGAGUCGCGGGGCGUCUCAUCCACCGUUGGCCUCGCAUUUGUCAAUCUUGCGACAGCUGAAGCAGUACUCUGUCAGAUAUGCGACAGCCAGACUUACGUUAAGACAAUCAUCAAGAUUGGUGUUUUUGAACCCAGCGAGAUUCUGUUCAUGAACACUGCCAAAGAGUCGAAGCUCCAUUAUAUCAUUCAAGAGAAUCUGCCAGAUCCUAUCUUCACUUUUCUGGACCGCAGAUGGUGGUCUGAAAAGACAGGUCAUGAAUAUUUAGAACGGCUAGCUUUUCCAGAGGAAGUCGACUCGCUCAAGGUGACUCUGGGCGGGAACUAUUUCGCAGCGUGUUGCUUUUCAGCAGUUCUCAAGUAUGUUGAGGUUGAACUUCAGCGAUCUUUUACCAUGCAUUCUCUUCGAAUACGUUUCGAGCCGUCCCAGGGGUCCAUGACAAUUGACUUGGCGACUAUUGUUUCCCUCGAACUUAUCCAGAACCUGCAAAAUGCGAAGUCUAAAGAAAGUUUGUUUGGGUUAUUGAACGAGACAUUGACGCCUAUGGGGGCCAGACUACUCCGAGCUAGCAUCUUACAGCCUUCAACAGAGCGAGUCAAAUUGACAGCCAGAUACAAUGCCGUGGAAGAUCUGACCACCAAAGAGGAUAUGUUUGUGUCUGUGAGGCAGGCGCUCAAGGGCUUCAUUGAUGCAGAUAAAGUGUUAACGGCGAUCAUCUUGGUUCCCACGAAGCGAACAAUCCAAUACGUCGAACAGUCUGUCAACAAUGUUAUCAUGCUUAAGACCUAUGUGUCUGCGAUCAAAAAAGUCUUCCAAGCGCUUGGAGCAGCACAAAGCGAUUUGCUGCUUACCAUACGCGAAUUGUGUGCGCCUGAGGGGCAUCGUUCAAUUGAAGAGCUGAUCGACGCAACCUUGAAUGAGCACGUAACCUAUCAGUCAAAGCCACUUGAUCUGAGGAACCAGCGCAUUUACUGUGUCAAGGUCAACUCCCAGACUUGCGAUAUGGUUUUGGACUUGAAGUAUGACACAGCCCGGCAAUACUACAUCUGUAUCCCUGCAACAGAGCCAUGUCCACUACCAGAUGUUUUUAUCAACGUAUACCGCAAGCGAAACCGCAUCGAGUGCCAGACAUUGGAUUUGGUCAAACUCAAUCAAAAGAUUACUGAUGCGCACAGCGAGGUUAUCAAUAUGAGCGACCAGACAAUCCAGGACCUGCUGCGAGACGUGUGCACCGAAGUAUCCGGGCUUUUCCGAGUUAGUGAAGCAAUUGCGAUGUUAGACAUGCUCGGGGCAUUCGCUCAGCUAGCAACAAACUAUGAGUACAUCAGGCCAGAGCUGACCGACACUCUCGCCAUCAAGGCGGGACGUCAUCCCAUCCGAGAACAGAUUCAUAACAGCAAGUUCAUCCCAAAUGACGCAUAUGCAACACCACAAACGAGAUUCCAGAUCAUCACAGGCUGCAACAUGAGCGGCAAGUCAACCUACAUCCGCUCACUAGCCCUAGUUACAGUUAUGGCACAGAUAGGCUGCUUCGUCCCAGCCCAAUACGCUUCUUUCCCAAUCUCCCACCAGCUCUUCGCCCGCGUCGCCACGUCGGAUGAUCUAGAUGCCAACGUCUCAACCUUUGCAGCAGAGAUGCGGGAGAUGGCAUUCAUUCUUCGUAACAUCCAGCCACGCAGCAUGGUCAUAAUCGACGAGCUAGGUCGCGGUACUAGCACAACCGACGGCCUCGCUAUCGCUGUCGCGCUAGCAGAAGCCCUAAUCUCAAGUAAAGCCCUAGUCUGGUUUGUCACGCACUUCCACGACCUAGCGCAGAUUCUCGCCGAGCGCAGCGGUGUCAUCAAUCUCCACUUAGCAGCCGACAUUGCCCCCGACGCUUCUAAGAUGACCAUGCAGUACCGCAUUACAGAGGGUCCUGUUCCAGAUCGUCGGUAUGGGCUUGUCCUCGCCAAGCUAGCUGACCUCCCACCUGCCGUCUUGAAUAAAGCGCGCUCUGUCUCAGAGGCAAUGGACCGUCUGGCUAGGCGGAGGAACAGCUCGUCGCGUGCUGUUGCCAUUGCGCAGAAGAGAAAGCUGCUUUUGUCUCUACGUGAGCAGUUAUUUAUUGCCCGCGACGGCACGAUGGAUAACGCUGGUCUUCGGGCUCUAUUGAUUAAACUUCAGGAUGAGUUCGUGCUGCGCAUGACAGCUAUCAACAGAGAAAUGGAGUUAUACCCCGGUGAUGAAAGUGAAACAGAGGCCCAUACUGAACCUGUUUCCAACUUGUCAGUUCAUACACCUGAAACCCAAGCGUUGGGUUCGAGUGAGGAUCGUGAGGAAAAGGACAACACACAUUUGCCCGAGCCCAUUGUGAUCGAAUCUGAUCUGGAUUCUGAGUCCGAGCAUGUCACCGACGACGAUAGUGUGGUGUUGGUCGGAAUGACUUGA